AGGCUUAAUUCUCAAGUCUUUUAACCAUUUUGAAAAGUGAUUUACUUUAACAUAAUAAAUGUGACUACAUCUAAAAGAUAAAUAGAAUAAAAAUGUUAUGUAUUCUACUAAAGUACAGGCACUAAAAAAUAUACUCAUAAUAGGACUAGUUCAUUAAUUAACAUAUUUGAUUAUUUACAUUAAUCAAUCAAAUAUGUAACAUUUAUAAAAAAUAUUUCAUAAAUAUAUUACUAUUAAAUCAAUUUUAACUAUAAGUUAAAAUUUUAGUUUUAAAAAAAUCUAUUGAGGAAAAACCUAUAAAAUGAAAAGACACCACAAAAAUCCAAAACACACCAUAGAUCAAACGAAUCUAAGGGCAUCUCCAACCAUGACACCAAAUUUAGUGUUAAAAUUACACCAAAUUUGGUAUUUUGGUGUUAUAAUUUUUUUUGCCAUCUCCAACCAUGACACCAAAUAUUACACCAAAAAUAAUAUUAUAUAUUUUGAUAUUUUCAUCUUUAACAGUUUUUCUAAUUUAUUAUUUGUAAUUGAUAAGUAAGUAUUUAACCAGAAUUUAUUAUGUUUGCUAAUUUUUUUUACUUUUAUGUUUAAAUUUAUUUAUAUUUUUGGGUUUAACAAUAUUAUACUUUUUAUUUAUUUAUUUUAUAUAAAAUAUUAUAUUAAAAUUACUAACUAUUAAUUAUGAAAAGUAUGUAACAAAAUAAUAUUUUUAUUUUAUUUUUUGAGUGUUUAUUUCAAAUUUAAUAUGCAUUUUAAUCAUAUCCAAUUUGUAUUAUUAAUUUCUAUAUUUUAUAAAAUACUAAUUAAAAAUAUAAUAUAAAAUUUCUAUGAUAUUUUAUUUUUUACAAUAUAAAGUAUCAUUUGGUGAUUUUUUACUUGAAAAUAAAAUAAAAAUAUUUAAUUAUUAAAAAUAAUUUAACAAAAAGAAAUUAUAUAGUAUAUUUAUAUCUAGUUACAAAUUUGAACUAAUUAAUAAUAAUAACUAAACUAUACUAUUAAAUGAAACAUUAAAUAUUUGGUGUGAUGAGUGGUGUAAUACUAUUCAUUUUACACCAAAUUUUUUUUUUUUUGGUAAAAUGUUAAAUUUUAUACCAAUUUUAAAAUUUUUGACAGAAAUUACAAAGAAAACAAAGAGAACAGGGUAACCAAAAUCUAAAACUAGGACUAAGUAACAACAGAAACCAAAAGAUGGACAUACUCGACAAGAACACAUGUACAGCCUAGAAGUUUCAACAUUUAGAAACACCGAUUCCAAACUUAAAAGCUCGGACAUUUGUGUUGUUGCCACAGAUCUAAAGAUCUAGAGUCCUCAUCGUCGUUGCCACGAGCACCACCACCCAAGGCUGCCCUUAAAACCUCGAACACGGGCAGAGCCUACAACUUCUCCGAAGACUAACACAAAAACGAAAAAACUUCAAAGAAACAAGUUACAACUGGCGGCACAGGAGCUUCUAUGGGCAGUCAGAGAAGCCGCCUCCGACCACAUCCUCAAGCUAUAGUAGCCUCGAGAAUCAUCUCCCACGGAUGCAACAAAGUCGCCAAAUCCAAAUCGCCGCCUCUAUUCCACACUGUCACCACCAUCGCUUCAAUGGAACAAAUCAAAGCCGAAGAUGAACCACCUCUGAACCUGUGAAACCAAGCCAAAACACAUACAACGCAAGAAACGGAAGGAGCCACACCAGAACUUAAAGAUCUGAGAAAUCUCUGAGAGUAAACACCAAAUGUGGAUCUCUGAAAUCCACCUCCGUUGAAGCACCACCACCAGUCGUCACCGGAGAGAGCUCUCGCAGAGGAGCCCAAACUCAACACUUCCGUCCUAACCGCACCACGAAGGAGAGCAACACGCAUCAGAGACAUAUGCCACCUAACCCGAGGUGAAACCGGAAGCCCUUUCCACCGCAUCUGACUGGUAGUGAGAGCAGUCCUCAAACCCUCAACUACCGAGAAAGAGCAGAGAUAGCAAGUACGUCACCAUCUCAUCCCACAAGAGGACAAGAGAUGAGACCAGCAGAGGCAGCAAAACCACCGGAGAGACGCCGUCGCCACACGUCCACACCGGCUAGAUCUGCUGCAACCACCACCGGGAAGUCUGACUCAAGUCCGAGAUCUCUCAUAUUAUCUACUAAAACUGAACAAGUAGAGAAGAAAGCCGAUGAAGGAAAUAAAGGAGAGGAAGCCUCUCCGGACGGAGGCACGGAGGCCAACCGUCAGAGAAACGAAACUUCAAAAAGCUUGAAACUUUUGUGGCGGCGGCUGGUUGGGAGAGAAAAAAAUAGGGUGACCUCUCUUUCUCCUUCCUUUUACACCAAAUUUGGUUGGAUGAUAUAAUUUUUAGUGCUCCAUUGGAGAUAAGAUUACACCAAAUUUGGUGUUUCCUUGGAGUUUAUGGAUUAAGCUGAUCUAACGGUUCAAUUCAUAUGUUUAAAUUGUAAAAAUAAAUUAAAAGUGGUUUUGAUAUUGGUAUAAUGUAAUACCAGAGUGGGACACUAUAGCAAGAAAAAAAUUACACUAAAAUGCACCAUCUGAUUGGAGUUGACCUUAGAAUUCCUCCCCACCAACUUGCUUCCAUUCGGUAAGACGGUAACAUUAGUAGUAUUCACAUUGAAUCCGAAUAUGCCAAUUCCUUUUUCCCUUUUAUAUAACUGCUGGUGGCUUUUGUUUAUUAUUAUUGGUUAUAUAUCUAGAAAACAAAUAAUUAAAUAAUGGUUAUAGAAAUCUUGUCAAAAAGAGAACCGACUCUUCGACUAUAACGCUACUUUAAAAAGAUAACCGUAACGCUACUUAAUUAAAACAUGCCGAAGAAGAAUGUAAAUGAAGAUAAAUAGGUUCCAAUGUUUCGUGGAAAUGGUAGAUAACUAGAUAUGCAACUUGCAAAUUCCAUUUCCACUCUUUUAAUUAUUAUGAAAAGUUAAAAAGAGAUUUUAAGGGUGCACGUGUUUGCCAUUGCACGUAAACCCCAACGAAAGAAUAAACGUCACAGUUAUUUGACUAUUAUUUUUUGAAAUUUGUAAAUAUUCGAGACAGACCAUUAUUGUGUAUAAAUAUGGAACCCUUUCCGUCUUUUCUCUUACGAUUAAUUUGCAAAUCCACAAUGGAGAAAAAAGCUACCACCUGCAUAUUUUGAUUUUUUUUUUUUUUCCUUGGACUCAACGUCUUUCGUCGCAAAAUGGUGGAUCCACCAGUGGGUUACAGAUUCCAUCCGACGGACGAGGAGAUAGUGGGAGAUUACGUGAGGCCGAAGAACAUCGAGAGUAACACGAGCCGUGUAGAUGAAGUCAUGAACACAGUCGAUAUAUAUGAAUUCGACCCAUGGGAGUUACCUUACAAGUCGAGGAUCAACUCGACAGAUGAGGUUUGGUACUUCUUCGGUUGUAAGAAGGACCAACAGAACAGAGGAGAGAGACAGAGCAGGAGAACCAAGUCUGGUUUCUGGAAGAAAACCGGAGUUACAAUGGAUAUCAUGCGAAAGAGAGGUAAUCGCGAGAAGAUUGGUGAGAAAAGGGUUUUCGUGUUUCAGUACAGUAAGAUUCUUGGUGGGCCGUCGAAACCCAAAUCCGAUUGGGUUAUGCACGAACAUGUCGCUACCUUCUUGUCUCCUGACUCUCCUAAUCAGACGAUGAUGAUGAUGAAAUAUACAGUGUGUAAAGUAAUGUUCAAGGGUGACGAGAGAGUUUUAUCUUCUUCUUCUUCCUCUUCUGCUGGUCAAAUUCAGCAUCAUCAUCUCUCUUUGAUCCCUCAUGUGAACAGCAAUAAUUCUGGAGGACUGAGUUCAGAGACAGAGGUGGUAGGUCACUUCACAACCAUCUCUUUUUGUGUUCUUCCCUUUCUCAUGAGUCUUCGUUUGAAUUACAGGAUCCACGUCAGUUUACUGGCUUUCCUCAUUUGGAGGAAGAAACUAUGUUCGUGGAUGAAAUUCUCAGGGGUUUCAACAACCCGCCAACUGAUGAUUGGAACAGUUUGUUCAGUAAUGAUGAGGAACAGGGGAAUACUAUGUUUAUGCAGGAGGAUCGCAACGAUUACCGACCUAAAAUGUCACUUACUGGUGUUUUCAUUGGUCAUAGCGAUGAUGACAGUGAUUCUGAUUCCAUAUCUUCAAGAACUACAACAGGCUCCAUUAAAACUUCGAGCACUUGUGUUACUUUUGGUUGCUCAAAUCAUCCCACAGACCUGUCAGAAUCUCCUUCCAGCUCAACUAUUGAGUCAGGGUCGGUAACUCAAGAGGUAAGCUUUUAUUAGUAUUUUAUCUUUCUCUGAUACAAACAAUUCCUAAACACUAUUCAUAGGUGCUACUACUUUUUGCCAUUACUCACUACAUAUUUUUGCUUCUUUAAUAUGUUAUUCAAGGUGAGCGAAGCUCUAGGAACCAAUACUGUUACGUCUGAGAGGAAGAUGAAUCCUUGUGAUGAUGAUGCACAAUUAAGUGAGAUCGGUGGGGAUAAAAUUGACCAAGAGAUGGUGAUCAAGAACAAAAGAGCUGGUUACAUUUACAGGAUGAUGCAAAAAAUCACCAAGAAAAUCAAGCUACGUUCCUGUAUCUCAGGAACAUGAUAUACCAAUAAAUGAGAUAAAUUAAAGAGUACCUUUUGUAAUUUCCAAGUGUGAGUUAUGUCUAUCUUGUUUUGUAACUUUUCGUAUUGUAAUGUAUGUCCUAAUCUAUCUAUAUAUAUAUAUAAAAAUAAAAAUAUGUUCGCCUCACUCCUGCUUUGCCACGUUAUAAAGUCGGUUCCUAACAGGCCGAUACAUGUCCGGAUACUCACCGUUUCACUUAAUCACAGUUAUUAAUGGACUUUUCUUUUUUUGUUAAUAAAUAUUUCAGAUUAGUGUUUUGGACUUAACAUAAUUGGAUUUAUGGGCUGUAGGCUAACACAUGAGGGGAUCCCACAUGAAACGGUUUCUUCUCAAUAAUGUUGACGAACGAAAGACAGAUCUGCUGCGUUUUAACAACUCUGGUUCAAACCUACGGCUAAUGAAGAUUUGUUGCACCGGCCACGCUGAAUUCCGAUCAAGGUCAGUUGGAAGGCAUCGUAUUUGGCUGUUCGAUUCCACAUCUUCUACCCUUGGUUGAAUUUUGGAACCGUUAUGGAAGUCGGUUGGAUUUAUGCAUCCUCAUUGACUAUCACAUUAAAUCAUUCAAUGGACCCCCUCAUUAAAAUAUUUUAACUCAAAUAUAACUAAUCUUAACAUAAAUAAUCCUUGGACACCUUAAAAUUCUCAAAACCAUAAACAUUAUUAUAAACUUCUCUUAACAAAAUUUUACAAAACAUACAUACAAAGAGAAUAUACAAU
Brassica rapa (field mustard) is the source of this 5286-nucleotide messenger RNA. Its product is annotated as NAC domain-containing protein 5. Gene Ontology annotation, molecular function: DNA binding. Gene Ontology annotation, biological process: regulation of DNA-templated transcription. The record is from RefSeq and is a predicted model, not a curated record. NCBI's taxonomy places the organism in Eukaryota, Viridiplantae, Streptophyta, Magnoliopsida, Brassicales, Brassicaceae.